UUAGACCUUUGUUGUGCUUAAUCCAUACUGAUAAAAGGAAGCUUGCUGGAGGAGACUUCUGUCCCAAAAAUGUCUUCUCCAAAAGGAUCUGGAAACUUCAAGAAUGUCAGAAAAAAUGCCAGAGAAUUAAGAUUGCAGUUCAUGAAUUCUCAGGCUGCCCUAAUUGCCCAGAAAAAGAAAGAAAUAGAGGAAAAAUUGGCUCAACAGCAACAGCCCCAGAAGGAGGUAAAUCUAGAACCCAAAGUAGAGACCCAGGACGUCAGCCCAACGGGAACAGAAGAAACCGUGCAGUUACCAACAAAAGCACCAGUAUUACCAUUUGAGAAUGAUGGGAGUUUUCUUGAGAAGUUCAGGCAAAUGCAGCAGCAAAAUGCUAAAUUUAACAUUUCAGCUAAUGCUACUGCAGAAUCUCAGACUCCUCAAACAGAUUAUACUUGCCCUCCUCCAGUUGAUGUGUCAGUCCCACCACCUCAUACAUUACCAAAUUCGUACUAUGUUCAGCAUCCACCACCACAAACCUACCAAAGUGCACCACCUCCAAUGAAAAUCAAAGAAGAGGUGAAAAGAGAAAACCGCUCACCAUCCCCAUAUUCACCUUCAAGACCAUGUGAGGAUGAAGAUGAUCUUACAUACUUCAACAAGGUUUCUCAAUUAGACUACCAUCAUCAAGGGCCGUCGAACUCGUCCGAGGACUCGGGGAAUUUCUCUCAAAGAGGAUUAGAUUACAAACGCAAAUUCAAGGAAGAAGCUGAAGAAUCAGAAAACAGUAAAUUCAAGGAGAAGGAACGAAAAAGGCAGAGCCGUUGGGGACCGCAAGAAGUGAAAGUAGAACCAGCUCUUGCCAUGAAUUCUGGACCGAUUUCAAGUGCGCACCUGGGAUUUGCUGGUCCUUCUAUGGCCAAUCAGACCGUUUUAGGUCGCAGCUCAUUUUUAUCUCGCAUCACUUCUGCCGACCCUCAGAUCCUCACCUACGCUGUCAGAGUUUUCGGAACAACUGAUCUAACGGAAGAUCAAUGGAAGCAAUGCAUGGAUCAAGUGAAGAUGCAAUAUGUCUACCAAGAAAUGCUGAAGAAAAAGCAAGAAAGAGAUAGACUUGCACAGGUAGGAAAAGUGCGAUAUGAGUAUGACAGUGACGAGGAAACCGAAGGAGGAACUUGGGAACAUAAAAGGCGCAAGGCUGAAAUGGAGAAGACAAAAGAUCGGGCUGAUCAAUUGACCGAAGGUGGUCGAGGAAAGCAUCAUCUUGGAGACUUCUUGCCACCUGAAGAGCUUGCCAAAUUUAUGGAUAAAUUUCAAGCGGUGCAAGAAGGACGCACAAUCGACGAGUCAGAUUACAAAGAGUUUAAGAUUGCUGAAAACAACGUCGGGUACCAAAUGCUAAAAAAGUUUGGUUGGACGGAAGGAGAAGGUCUCGGUAUUGGUGGUUCCGGUAUUACGGCCCCGGUUAACGCUACUCGGCGUAAUGAGGCUCAAGGUUUAGGAGCGAUUAAACCAGAAGAUUUGACGAGCAAUGAUAAUGAAUACGAUGCGUACCGCAAAAGGAUGAUGUUAGCAUACCGCUUUCGACCCAACCCUCUCAACAACCCACGUCGGGCAUAUUACUAAUCACUUCUCAGAUAUCAAUGUUGUCUGUGGUGCUUGUUUAGUUAAAAUGUAUUCUGUCCCCAGCAUAGUGUUUGCACCGUUUAUUCUCAUUAACAACCCACGUUAUUACAUCACCUUCAUUUUAUCUUCAA
Molecule: messenger RNA, 1736 nt
Organism: Daphnia magna
Lineage: Eukaryota; Metazoa; Arthropoda; Branchiopoda; Diplostraca; Daphniidae
Product: SURP and G-patch domain-containing protein 1
Exons: 6
Coding region: 70-1605 (511 amino acids)
Cellular component (GO): nucleoplasm
Molecular function (GO): RNA binding
Source: RefSeq, a predicted model, not a curated record